Taeniopygia guttata (zebra finch) is the source of this 1677-nucleotide messenger RNA. It is a transcript of the gene METRNL, whose product is annotated as meteorin like, glial cell differentiation regulator. Lineage: Eukaryota; Metazoa; Chordata; Aves; Passeriformes; Estrildidae. Gene Ontology annotation, biological process: positive regulation of brown fat cell differentiation; energy homeostasis. The record is from RefSeq and is a predicted model, not a curated record. Gene Ontology annotation, molecular function: hormone activity.
GCCAGCGGGUGCGAGCGGCAGAGCCGAGCGGCGCCGAGCCGGGAUGCGGGAGCCGGGGAUGGGGUAGCCGCGCCGCCCUGCCGAGCUGCCCACCAUGUAGGCGAGCCCCGGGCGCCGCGCACAUCGCUCCCCGCCGCCUGCACCGCGUUCGCACCGGCCCGGGGGACCAUGCGGAGCGCCCCGGUCUCCGGGCUGCUGCCGCUGCUCCUGGGGCUGCGGCUGCUGCUGGGCGGCGGCGCCGCGGCUCAGUACUCCAGCGACCUGUGCAACUGGAAGGGGAGUGGCUUAACCCAUGAGUCUCACAGGAAGGAUGUUGAACAGGUCUACCUCCGCUGUUCUGAAGGGUCCAUAGAGUGGAUGUACCCCACGGGAGCACUCAUAGUCAACCUGCGACCCAACAUCUCACCUGCCUCAUACAAACACUUGACUGUUUGCAUAAAGCCCUUCAAAGACUCUGCAGGAGCAAAUAUUUAUUUGGAAAAAACUGGAGAACUGAAACUCUUGGUCCGAGAUGGAGACCGCAGCCCCAGCAGAGUGUAUUGCUUCGGCUACGACCAGGGGGGUCUGUUUGUGGAGGCCACUCCUCAGCAGGACAUUAGCAGGAAGAUCACAGGCUUCCAGUACGAAUUGAUGAGCAAAGGGAUAGCAGCUGAUUUGCACACAGCUUCUGCUCCCUGCCGACCCUGCAGUGACACUGAGGUCCUCCUGGCUGUCUGCACUAGUGAUUUCGUGAUCAGAGGCUCCAUCCAAAACGUAACGAACGAGGCAGAAGAGCAAGAAUCCAUAAUUCACGUCGGUGUCAGCAAACUGUACAGGCAGAAGAGCAAAGUCUUCCAGCUGACAGGGGAGAGUGGGAACUGGAGAGGACAAAUAAAGACCUUGCUGGAGUGUGGGGUGAAGCCAGGAGAUGGAGACUUCCUUUUCACGGGACGUAUGCACUUUGGGGAGGCCAGGUUAGGCUGCGCCCCUCGUUUCAAAGACUUCCAAAGGAUGUACAAAGAGGCAAAAGACAAAGGGCUAAACCCAUGUGAGAUUGGCCCAGAUUGAAACCCCCUGUUUGGCCGAGGAUGGCUUUUAGCAUUUGGCCAGGAAUGUUUCCUGGUUGCAGUGGAAACUCUGAACAAACGUGGUGACUGAGGCUGGGCAGAGCUGGAGGCUGAGACCCCCCAGCCUGAGGUGCUCACAGGCUCAUGGAAGCAACAGAGGUACGAGCUCAGAGGGCUGCCAAGCAAGAAAGGCUGGAUUUUUAACCAAUCUUCUCCUUAUGAAUUAAGUUAUUAUAUUUUUUUAGUGACUUCCUUAGGAAAACAAACAAAGAAAACUCCCAUGUCUUAAUAAAAGAAAAACCCAAAUGAAAGCCAAGAUGCCUUUGUAUCUUUUUAAUACUAAUUUUUAAAAAUGUCUUAAGCUGAUGUAGCAUUUGGUAUGGCAUAUUCUGUAUAAAUGGCCAAGAAUGUGAUAGAGCACGGUAAAACAUCUUAACAUUGAUGCUUUGUAAAAAGCUUGGUGUACAAUUCAAAGUUGUUUCUUAUGACAGAAAUUUAUGGAGCCAAACUCUUAUGUGUGUGUGUUGUUUUUUUUUUUUUAUUUGAAAGAAUGUACAAUAGCCACCUGCAAUUUUUCGUCCAGGCUGGCAAAUUCUUUCCAUUCCAGAGAAAUAAAGGUCCCUGGAUUUGA